GGGUCCUGAGUACCUGGCAAGCUGCCCAUUUGACUUUUGCUCACCGUUCUCACUCAUGAAGGCACGGUUUUUCGUGCAGCACAUGGGCAGGGCCGAGGGUGCUUGGCGUGGGACGCUAACCCCCGUUGUCGCCUGCGAGACCGCAACCCUGCGUUUCCCUACCUCUGAGCCUCCUUCAGCCCGCCCACUAGCCUAUCUUUCUCUCCCCUCCAUCGCAAAAGUAGCACCACGAUGCUGCUCCUCCAGCUUCUUUCCCCCUUGUGCUUCGCCACGCUCGUCUUGUUUCUCGUCGGAGACCCCGCCACGGCCGCAAGCAUCAGUACCGUAGCCGAACGCGCUGACUGCAGUACGGCGUACCACAUUAUCACGCUUGACGGCAACUUCAAGUACUGGAAGUUCACCUCUCUCAACUCUACGGCUGGGCAGAAUUAUCAUAACAAGAUUUGCUCUGGUGGGGCGGAGGGGUAUCUGCAUUCAAAACCCAAGGUCGAAGGCAACUUCAUCGGGCGACUCUUCAUGCACUGCUCCACCGGCAAGGAGGGCUACAUCGACUUUGGCUUCCGUGCUAGAGGACUGAGCAUCGCCAAACCAAGUGGAGCUGUCUAUGGGCACUUCAGUGGAAAUCCUUCGACCUUCAAUGUCGGAUAUUACGCUAUUUGUAACUACACGGCGUGAGACGAGGAUGCAUGAGCUUAAGAGGGAGAAGCCACAUCAGGGGCGAGGCUGCUCGUCAUCAUUCUUCAGAGCCUCUGCUUGGGCGAAGGCUGUAGGCACGUCAAGAUGGAGAUUCAACACAGCCUUCUGCUAUCUGGUCCCCGCGUGAUUUUCACUUCACGUCAUUUCUCGCUAGCG
Messenger RNA from Jaminaea rosea, 852 nucleotides. RefSeq lists its product as hypothetical. The record is from RefSeq and is a predicted model, not a curated record. The transcript has 4 exons. Bases 232 to 675 code for a protein of 147 amino acids. NCBI's taxonomy places the organism in Eukaryota, Fungi, Basidiomycota, Exobasidiomycetes, Microstromatales.